AGAAAACCACACAUUCAACAUAAGCACACAGGCUUACCUCUGAAACAUUCAGAUGCUUCUUGCAUUUUCUGGAAAUUUCUAGGUGUAGGAGGUUUGCAUUUGCUCCGUUUACAGAAGGAACAAGUUGAGUUAGAUUUUUUUUUGUCGCUGACACAGUGGGCCCUUAUGUCGGCGGGAUCUGAACAGCACAAGCAACUCGUUUGGUUUCUACUUUCUACUGAUGGUGGAGUGGCGACUGCUGAAAGUUGGCGGCGCCAUGCGUGCCGAUGAAAUGCUUCGUUGCAAAUGCACGCUUUUACUGCGACUUAACCACCGCCACCAUUUCCGAUUCACCUCCCCUUAAAAAGACCCGCCGUCACAUCACCCCGGCACCAGCACUCACUUGUAUUUCAUCUGCAGCAGCCAUGGCCAGGUCGCUGUCCAACAAGACGCUAGCUGCAGUAGAGGCUCUGAUGAUGACCUUGGCGCUCGCCACCACCGCAGCCGGGCAGCCGACGACGACGGCGGCGAACCUGACGCUCCACAACCUGUGCCCGUACCCGGUGUGGCCGCUGGUGACGGCGAACGCGGGCGUCCCCUCCGUCCCCACCGACGCCGACGGCGAGCCCGCGGGGCGCCUCGACGGGAACGGCGAGGGCCUUGCGACGCUGGCGUUCCCGCCGGGCGCGUGGUCGGGGCGCGUGGUGGCGCGCACGGGCUGCGCCAUCGAGGGCGACGGCGGCGGCGAGGAGAUCGUAGGGCGGUGCGCGACGGGCGACGCGCCGCCGGUGACCGUGGCGCAGGUGAGCGUGGGCGGGCCGGGGGGCCGGGCGGCGUACAGCGUGAGCCUCGUGGACGGGUUCAACGUGGCGGCGGUGGUGACGCCGCACGGGUUCGCGGAGGGCCGGCGGUGCCCCACGCUGGGGUGCGCCGUGGACCUCGCCGCCGAGUGCCCCGUGGGAGCCCGGGGCCCGCACGGAGGGUGCGGCGGCGGCGGGGCGUCGUCGGAGGCGGCCUGGUUCAAGGCCCGGUGCCCCGACGCGAGGACCAACGCCACGGACGUCGAGGCCACGCCGCAGGACUGCGUCGCGCCACGCGAGAUCAAGGUCGUCUUCUGCCCCAAGCCGGACAGCGUCACCAGCCAUGCUUCAGAACUUGACAGCAGCAUGUCCAAGUCGUGGUCGUUGCUGAUGAGCCCGGAGGGGUUCAAGUCGCCGGCGUUCAUCGCGCUGGUGAGCGUGCUGUGCGUGGCCCUGGUGCUGCUCCUCGUCACAUGCUGCCGCGGCGGCUGGAUCGGCGGCGGCGGCGGCGGCGGCGCCGACAGGAGGCGACGGCGCCGGCACCACCACCAUCAGCAGCGAACGGAGGAGGAGGAUGGGGAGGUGAGCAUCAGCGUGGAGGUUAGCGCGGCGACGUCGCGGACGCACCUGGUGCAGGUGCAGGCGCAGGCGCAGGCGGCGGCGGAGGUGGUGUGCCGGUACCGGAAGGAGGAGAAGUGGAGCGAGCCGACGUGCGCGGUGUGCCUGGCGGAGUUCGACGACGGCGAGGCGGUGCGGGUGCUCCCGGAGUGCCUGCACUACUUCCACGCCGAGUGCAUCGACACGUGGCUGCGAGGGAGCACCAGCUGCCCGAUGUGCCGCGCCGAGACCACGCCGACGCCCUCGCCGAGCCCGCCGGCGUCGCUGCACCACCACCAUCACCGCCACCUCGACCUCAACAUCAACGUCUCCCUCGAGGAGAUCCUCGUCCGCACGUAGCGCCUUCCGUCUCCCGGCCAGCUCCGGCAGGUUCCUGUCCUUGGAUGACCGACGGCGUACGUUGCGUCAUGGGGGCCGGGCUGGGACGGGCGGCGCUCCAGAGCGUCAGAGCACCGCCGCCGGCUAACGGAGGCGGUGGCCGGCGGGGAGAGAGGCGAUUGAGUGGAACAGAGGAAGCAGAGUUCGUUUGCACUUGGGUUAGAAGCAGAGCAUGCCACAGAGAUCUUUUUUUCUAAUUGCUGCCCGUGAAGCUAAUGCUUCUGGGUUUAAGUAUUUUGAAGAGCUUCUAGUUAAGAUGGAUUUGCAGGAGCGUCCACCCAACUUGUAUUCGAAAGCCGACUUACUCUCCGACAUUCUGGAGCCGAUCGAGGCUGCCGCAGCCAUUGUCGACAUUGCCGCUGCAUCUGCAUGUACUGGAGUUGAGUGAGUACGUCGUCAGUAACAGGAUCUCCAGCUUUUGGAGAUUGCGCAGGAACUAACCGGAGCACCAUAUCGU
Setaria italica (foxtail millet) is the source of this 2232-nucleotide messenger RNA. RefSeq lists its product as uncharacterized. Gene Ontology annotation, cellular component: extracellular region. Gene Ontology annotation, biological process: defense response. The transcript is spliced from 2 exons. The record is from RefSeq and is a predicted model, not a curated record. Bases 267 to 1736 code for a protein of 489 amino acids. Lineage: Eukaryota; Viridiplantae; Streptophyta; Magnoliopsida; Poales; Poaceae.